Molecule: messenger RNA, 2430 nt
Organism: Drosophila santomea
Lineage: Eukaryota; Metazoa; Arthropoda; Insecta; Diptera; Drosophilidae
Product: cytochrome b5-related protein
Exons: 4
Coding region: 187-1524 (445 amino acids)
Biological process (GO): lipid metabolic process
Cellular component (GO): mitochondrion
Source: RefSeq, a predicted model, not a curated record
CAAACUUUGCGGUUAGUCUGCAUCUGGGGUGCGCAGAACGACCGGUUCUUUUGGUGGGUACUAAGAUGAACUUGGGAAUCAAGCAACUAGUUAUCAACUACGAUUAAGCACUAGCGAUCAAGGUACUUCGGGGGUUAAAAUAUACUUCAUUUAUCAGUGUGCAUCGAUUGACAAAGAGUGCACAAAAUGACGCCGAAUGUAAAGGACGAUGGGGCCUGGAAAGUAUCGGGAAUAUCGAGGAAUUAUCCGAGCUAUCGACAGCAUAGACCGAUUACCAGUGAAAGCUGGCUGGAUGGAAAAAUUGUCGAUGACGAGGCCGAAGGUCUUUGGCGCAUUAACGAUAAGCUCUACGACUUAAGCGACUUCGCCGCUCGCCAUCCGGGUGGUUCUUCUUGGAUUGAGUGCACCAAGGGCACGGAUAUCACAGAGCCCUUUGAGUCACAUCAUAUCGAGGAGCGAGCUCGAGGAAUGCUGAGCAAGUUCGAAGUGCGACAGGCUGCAAGGCCGAGGAACUACAAGUUUACUCUAAAAGAAAAUGGUUUCUACAUGACACUGAAGCGGAGAGUGCGUGAAAAGCUAAGGAAGAUCGAUUACUCUCCCACUAAGAAAACAGAGUUUCUCCAUCUUGGUAUCUUGGUGUCCGUCUUCCUCUUUAGUUGGGCAGGCACAGCUCUGGACUCAUUGAUCUUCAAGGGUUUGGCUGGAUUGGCCCUUUGCUGGGUGGCCACCUCGACCCACAACUAUUUCCAUCAACGGGACAGUUGGCGGAUGUACACUUUUAAUUUGACCAUGAUGAACUUCCGGAACUGGCGGAUUUCACACGCCCUAUCGCACCAUGUUUACGCUAAUUCUCUGCACGACCUGGAGAUGUCCAUGUUUGAACCUUUUCUAUGCUGGAUUCCGGAUCGUCAUUAUGCCAGUAAAACGCAGCGACUUAUCUCUGUGAUGAUCAGUCCGGUGGUAUACGUAGUCCUGUUUCAAGGACAAUUUCUCAUACGUUUGGUCCUUUCCCUGACUAAAGGAAACGUUCUGCACUGGGAUGAUCUCAUUGGAUUCGGUCUGCCCACGUUUAUAUAUUUAUCAACUGGUGUUGACCUGUUGAGUGCACUAAUAAGCUGGCAAAUAAUAAUUGCGGUUGGGAGCUUCAUCUUCGGAUUUAUUGGUCUCACUGCUGCCCAUCAUGAUCCUCGCAUUCUACACGAUGGGGAUGCCCAACGAAAGGACUUCGACUGGGGUCUUUAUCAGGUGGACACGAUUAUUGAUCGCGGAGACAUCAAGUGGUCGGAUCUUCUGGUGCUCACCCACUUUGGGGAGCAUGCUCUGCAUCACCUAUUCCCCACGCUGGAUCAUGGAGUGCUGAAGCACCUGUAUCCUGAGUUCAGGAAAACAAUGAAAGAGUUCCACGUGGAACUGCGGGAGAUCAAUCACUGGGGUCACAUUAAGGGACAAAAUCAGCAAUUGCUUAGAAUAGAAAAGAAUCCACUUCCACCGGGUAAUACAAAAUUUAAGCAGGUGGGGCUAUAAUUAUAACUGGGGAGGGAGAUGGUUUAAAUAGUUCAUCAUACCAAAUAAUAAUGAGUUAGUUAAGGAAAAGUCUAGAUAUAAAAAUAGGAGAGAUCUAUUAAACAAAAUGUGGCUCUCUGAUGUCUACGCAAUACGUUCUCUUAUCAAAAAAACUUUGUUCAAUUCUCUUUCUCUUUUUGUUAAGAGAACUUUUCGCAUUUUCGCUACUUUAGGUUGUUUGGUACGCAUAUUUACAAUAAUAUAAUUUAUGGUUGGGAUUAUGAGGUGCGUAAAGACCAAAAACCAACAACCUCUGAUACAUUUAUAUAUAAUAAGUUGAGAGAUCAGUAGGUGCUAUGAACGUGUAAUAAUUUUAUUUGAGUAGACCCACGUAAAUGGUUGUCUACUCCGAGUGACCAUUCGAUAAUAAGCUUUUGCUGAAUCACCCUGACAAAGUCAUUGGAAAACGCUUUGGAAACCCAAAAUAUAUGUUCAUUGACUUCUGAAUAAAAUGGAUUUGUCGAUCGACAAAUAAUGUUCGGAUUCUGUCAAUCAGGAACUCUUAUUGUAAGCUUAGGGUCGCAGCUUCUCAUGGGUUUUCUAAAAAGGUGCUAAAUACCUGGCAAGAAACGAUUGAUCAAUACCUUGGUUCUGACAUAAAACGCUUCGCGGUGUAUCCUGAGAUCAGUGCUAAUGUGUCAAACAUCCUCUAAAUGCUGGAAAAGAAGCAGGAAAGGAUAGCAUUACCGAAGCUCAGUACAUUGCUCGUUUUUGGGAAUCGAGAAACGCUGCUGCCACGGAACAACCAGGAUAUGGAUUGACCAUCGAUUUGUUCUCCUUUACAGAAGGCACUUUUAAAAUGAAUGAAAUAAAGUAGCAUUUAUAUAAGUAAAUCAAUAUUAUAUAAGGGGCAUUAUAUUUUAAUUU